AUGCCGCGUUCUAAGAAGUAAUAAAAAAUUAGACAGAGAAGCUGGAUUAAUAAAGAUGAGGAAGAACAGUGUUACAAUAUUGUAAUGAAAAACCCUAUCUUUUAUAAGCAGCCUGUUCACACUCAUGGGAAAGUAGUUUUAUACGGUGAUGUGAUAAUUGAUGUCAACUCUUUUAUUCAAAAUUAAUCCUACAUUCCCAAACUAUAAUUAGGCAUCUCAAAAAUAAAUAAAAUAGUUAAAUUGCUUAAUGAAAAGCAAAUUAUAAUAUACACUGAGACACUUUGUCCUUAAUUAACAGAUUUUACAUCAAUAAUCAAUAUUCUCAAAUCACUAUCUUCCAGCGAAUCGUAUUAAUUAGCAUAGUAAUUAGAAAAACAUUAAGAGCUAACAAAUCGUUAAUUGAAGCUUUAUGAUGACAAAAAAGAAUCUAAUUAAUAAAUCGCCUUGCAUUACGAUCCAGAAGUUCUGCUAAAGAAAUGCCAAGAAAUAGUUAAACAAAAUUUAGAUUUCGAAGGCUAAAUCUUUGCCUUUAAUCUUUAUACUUUUGAUCCUGACAAAAAGAGAUUAAACAGAUAUUUAGCUACUCAUGAUGUUAAGCUCUUGUUGCUACUUUGUGAUGAUGAAGAAGAACUCAAAAGAAGAUUUUUAAGCUAUAAAAUUAAUUAGCCUCAAGGGAACAUGAAUCAAUUUAUAAAAAUUCAAAUACCAAUCAUAGAUAAAUAAGUAGAAGAGGAAAUAAAAAUCUACACUUUUGAUAAUUAUAUCAUCAACUCAAAAAUUACUUAAGUCUGUAUAAAGCUAAGUGAAAAUUCUAACAAUAUCCUAAUGCUAAGAAAGUACAAUUUUGAACCAUAGGAUUUGCAAGAAUUAAAGAGAGUUAGGUAACUAAAAAGACAACAACACCAAUAAAUUGUCACUCAGCUCCUUCUUGAGCAAUCUUAGAAUUCUUGUUCACAAUCGCAAUUAACAGAAAAUUUGUUUACCCACGAAUCAUAAUCAUUCUCAAUCUAAACGUUCUUACAAAAAUUCGAAGAUAAUGAAAAUACAGAUUGA
Molecule: messenger RNA, 1053 nt
Organism: Tetrahymena thermophila SB210
Lineage: Eukaryota; Ciliophora; Oligohymenophorea; Hymenostomatida; Tetrahymenidae
Exons: 1
Source: RefSeq, a predicted model, not a curated record